AUGUAAAAUCCUUAUAUAAGGUAGUUUGGAAAGAAAAACUUCCAGGUACAAUCUUACCUCGAUGAGGUGUUAUCGAAAAACGAUACUUAAAUGAUCAAGCAAGAGUAUAAAGGCCUAAAAAAAUCUCAUCAAUCUUUACAGAGAGAAAUUGGUAACUUUCUUUUUCACUAGUAUCAUACUUUUCUUGAGACAUCUGACAAACUAGAGACAGUGAAGUAUCAAAUUGAUGAUGCCAAAGCUAUAUUGGCAUAAUUCCAAUUAGUGAUAAAUUCUUUAAGAGGAUAAAUGGAUCGUUUAGAUUAAACAUCAACCUAGUGGGACAAAAUAAUGGAGAGUCAUCAAAAAAAUGAGGAUAAAAUGAAUAGCUUUAAAUAAAAGCAAUAAGAUGAUAUAUUUGAUGGGGCGAGCAAACAUGAGACUGAGAUGUAAUACCUUCAAGAAUAAUUAGAAGUUAUUGAGCAAUAAAUACAUCUUAAUAAGUUUGAAGAAUCAAUAAGCACCCUAAAUGAUUUGAAUAAUCAUCUGGAUUAAUUAGGUGAUUUUGACUAUGAAUAACUAGUAUUGAUAAGAGCAUCGUCAGAUCAGCUCAGAAAUAAUCUGGAUUCCUUGCUUUAAAAGCAGAUAUCUCUUCACAUGAAAUCAAAUGAUCUAAGCACAUCUUUGUCUCUUUAAAAUAUAUUUGGAGCAGUUUAAUCUUAUCUAAAUUACUAAUAGAAAUUAAUUUAAGGUAAACUAAAGAAGAUUGAGCCGAUUGUUUUUCAAGUUAUGACUAUGCAAUAAUGCUAGACUCAGUCAUAGAGACUAUAAUAAUCAGUUAGUGUGUUCGUAGACUUUAUCAAUAAUUUAGUAAAAGAUUUCCAAAAUAAAUUUAUUGAUGGGAAAGAUAUAUCAAGAAUAAUGUGUCAGGAUGAUAUCAAUACUGCGAAAUCCUAUUUCGCUCAGUGGUUAAAAUAGCAGACUGAGACUUCACUAUGUCUCCAUAUAUCUCUAUAUUUAUAGAACGAAUUGGUACAGCAUUAACUUGGUGAAAAUUUGAAACAGAUAGUUAGAUUGGUCAAAGCACUUUAAGGCACAAAUGUAAAUAUUUGCCAUGUUCUCGAAAGAUCUAUCGCUCCAAUGGUAUUAAAUUCAAUAGAUAGACUCUUAAAUGAAAGAAUAAAUAAUUAAACCUAGGAAAAAGGACUUAAAAAGCACAAUUCGGUUAAAACUUCUCUUGAAACUCUUUUUAUUGUCGAUUACUAUCAACUAAAGAACAUUGCAGAGUUGGAAGAAGAGAAAAAGUAAGAUAACUUUGAAUCAAUAAUCUCUAUGCAAUCGAUGCGAAAACACUUUUUCAGAAAAAUGUUGAAAUUUCUAGAUAAAAACAUUAUUUAGAAUAUGGAUUUAAAGCUUUAUCAGUAUAUUUCAGUUCAGAUAUCCAAUUUCAUGAUUAUUAGAUUCAUUUAAAAGCUAGACUCAAUUGUUCAAAGAGAAGAGAUCUUAUUGCAAGCUUAGACUUAGAAAACAGAUUAAAUGUCAAGAUAUCUCAUUAAUGAGUUUUCGAGCGUUCAAGUGAUUAGACUGCUCCAAAUCUAUUUUCUAAAAUAGGAUUUUCAAAUAGUAAAACCGAUUAAAGAAAAACUAGAGAAGAGUUUGACUGAAAUGAGGCAGUUUUAUACCAAUCGCUUUAAGAAGUUAUUUUACAAAGAUUUACUUAUCAAACUUUUGCAGUGUAUUCUAAAAGAUAACGAUUAUGAGAAGCAGUUUUUUAGUGAUGAAACUGUUGAUUAUACAACAAUCAAUCCAGCCUAAUGCUUCAUUUAAGUUUCGAAGUAUCUAAAUGAAAUAAAGAUCAAGAUUGAAAAAGAUUUAAAGCUAGAUGAUGAAAGUGAAGUGUUUCAUGCCAAGAUUGUAUUCAAAGAGCAUUUGGUCAUGUUCAUGCUUGCAACAACACUUGAGUUAUUCAAGGACUUACUAUUAAUGCAAUUAUAAGAGCUGGAGACUAAAUACUCUGAUUAUAAGGAAUAUAUAAAUAAAUUAGUUGUUGAAAAGAAGCUCUAAGCCAGAUUUGUUCUGAAUAGUGGAACAUAGCAGUUGAUGUUUGGAAUUUGGUAUCUUAUACUAACUAUGACCAGCAAGAUUAAAACAAAGGAGGUCAAGGGAAGUAGUGAGAGUCAAAGAGUAACUUAAUCUUUGCAAUAACUGACUCAAGACAUUUAAAAUAGUAGGAAGUCAAUACAAAGCAGAGAAAGCUACAAGAGCACUGAGAUUAAUGUAGAGGUCUUCAAGAAUAGAAUUCUUGAGUUAGAUGACAACAUGAAAAAUUGA
This is a messenger RNA of Stylonychia lemnae, 2307 nucleotides long. The record is from the annotation of a GenBank genome assembly. NCBI's taxonomy places the organism in Eukaryota, Ciliophora, Spirotrichea, Sporadotrichida, Oxytrichidae.